CAGUUGUGAAAAGAACAGUCCCAGAUGUAUGUGCAACUUGCCACGUUCAUGCUACAUGUCAUCAAAUUGAAGGAAAAAGUGUCUGCAUCUGUAACUAUGGAUUUGUAGGCAAUGGAAGAACUCAUUGUCAAGAUAAAGAUGAAUGUCAGAUUGGAGCCAGCAAGAUCUGUGGAAAUCAUACACUGUGUCAUAAUACACAUGGGAGUUUUUACUGUGUUUGCCUUGAUGGAUACCGAGCCUCCAACAAUAACAAGACGUUUAUUCCCAAUGAUGGCACAAACUGUACAGAUAUUGAUGAAUGUGAGGAGUCUGGGCUGUGUGGUCACAAUGCAAGAUGCAUGAAUACUGAAGGAAGCUACAAGUGUUACUGCAGUGAUGGUUAUAAAUUGGAAAAUGAAGAACGUUCUUUUCAUCCAGACGGGAACAUAGUGUCAUGCAAAGAAAUCGGAUGUGGUUCUCCUCCUGAAAUGAAGCAUGGCUACAUUGUGGGGAACUACAGCUUGCUACCUGGAAGUGCGGUUCAUUAUGAAUGUAAAGAAGGGUUUUACAGCAACGAGGGAAAGUUCUCGUAUUGCACUGCAAAUGAAACUUGGGAACCUGCUACUUUAAGCUGUAAAGGUGUGGAUUGUGGAGUUCCACCUUCUGUUUUAAAUGCACAUCCAGCAUCUGAAAGUGGGAACACAUAUGGAAGUGAAGUUACUUACAGUUGUGCUCUUGGUUCCUUUAUUGCAAGUGGCAAUCAGACUACAGUCUGCAAUGCCAAAGGACAGUGGCAUGGUGCUGAUUUGGUGUGCAAAGAGAUAGACUGUGGCAAACCUUUGCUGAUUCCACACGCGGAAAUUAUCUGGAACAACUCAACCACUCUACGGAGCAGAGUGUACUAUCAGUGUGAAGAAGGAUAUUAUUUUAGCGGAGACAGGAAUUUUUCAGAAUGCACAAUAUAUCGGUCAUGGGAGAAUAUGACAUACAUAUGCAGAGAGGAGCAGUUACUCAGUAAUGUGUCCAUAUUCAAUGAAACGUGUGUGAAGUGGCAAAGGAAAACUGGAAGACUGGGAGUGCAGGAAACCUACACGUUUCAUAUACUGGGCCAAAGAUGGGAUGAGAAGACCUUUUCAGAAGAUAUGAGAUUUAACAUCACUACAAGUGAAGAUAAUCCCAAGGUGUGUUUAGAUCUCAACUCUGGCAGUGACUACGUGGUGAAUAUUACUACCAUCUCUUCCACAAACAUCGCUGUCUCAGUUACAGUGGCAGUUCAAACAAAGGUAAAGGAAGCUUUCAGUGAUGUAUUAAUUUUUAAUGAUACCUGCUUGAAAUGGCGGAGAAAUGUCAGGGGAACUGAUGUGGAAGACAGAUACUCAUUUCAUGUGCAAGGCCAGCGUUGGUAUCAGAUGGAGUUCUUUCAUGAAAUGACCUUCAGCCUUACUACACACAAGCAGGCUCCAGAAGUUUGUUUUGAUUUGCAGCCAGGCACCAAUUACUCUAUUAAUAUUUCCAUGGUAGCUUUGAAUUUUUCACUACUCGUUUCCAUGUCAACACAAAUCACAGAUCCCCCUUUCCCAGAUGUAGGAUUUGUUGCAGUAAAAGGUUCUGCACCACUGCUCAGACUCCGCAAAGUAGAAGAUCAGAAUGGACCGAUCAGUCUUUAUCAAGUGAUUGUGCUUCCUCUGGGUUUGCAAAACACUUUUAUUUGUGACUCCUUUGCUGCUUCAACUUUCUUCAGUAACACCACUGACACUAAAGGAUACGUGGCAGCUGAAUUUAGGGCGAAGGAUGUUGCUGAUAACAUGUCAAUUGCUCUUGGAGACAGACAUUACUACGGGAAGUUUUAUAAUGCCCCUUUAAAGCUGGGAGAGGAGUACUGUGUUUUUUUGAGAAUAAUAAGUGAAUGGAAUAAGGUGAGAACACAGUCCUGUGCUGUUUGGGCACAAAUUAAAAAUUUAUCACCCACUCCACAAUACAUGACUGUCAUUGGAUUAGGGUCGGUUGCUGCUGUCUGCCUUAUACUGUUUCUGUCAUUCUCAGUCACACGCUCUUACCUGCACAGCACAGUGCACUCCCCACCUGCUGCUUUAGUCUGCAAGGUUGUACAUUUAUCUGCUACAAUGGACAUGGCACAAACAGGGAUUGGAUUAUCAUUCCUAGAGGCUGAAAAUGUUUCUCUUCUCUGA
Molecule: messenger RNA, 2168 nt
Organism: Mesitornis unicolor (brown roatelo)
Lineage: Eukaryota; Metazoa; Chordata; Aves; Mesitornithiformes; Mesitornithidae
Gene: SUSD1
Product: sushi domain containing 1
Exons: 15
Molecular function (GO): calcium ion binding
Source: RefSeq, a predicted model, not a curated record